Coniophora puteana RWD-64-598 SS2 is the source of this 1387-nucleotide messenger RNA. RefSeq names its product cell division control protein 4. The transcript has 3 exons. Lineage: Eukaryota; Fungi; Basidiomycota; Agaricomycetes; Boletales; Coniophoraceae. Gene Ontology annotation, molecular function: protein binding. The record is from RefSeq and is a predicted model, not a curated record. Bases 27 to 1211 code for a protein of 394 amino acids.
AGAGCACUCGCUUUGUUGGACUGAAGAUGAGCUGGUUAUCUAACACAGAUCCUGCGCAUCGCUCCUUUCCCGCGCAUGGCUCGUCCGUGGUGACAAGCCUCCUGUUAUCACGCGGACGCAUCAUCUCUGCAUCGGACGACCAUUCCAUUCACGUGUACUCGCUGCUCUCCGGAGAGCUGCUCCAUUCACUCGAAGGACACGAGAGCGGCGUCUGGGCCAAUGCUGCAAAAGGCGAUACCCUUGUGAGCGGGUCUUCAGACCGGACUGUCCGAGUGUGGGAUCUCGCGACGGGCAAGUGUACGCACGUCUUCGGUGGGCACACGAGCACAGUGAGGUGCGUCGCGAUCGUCACGCCCGAGUGGGUGGAUGUGGAGGAUGAGAACGGGGCGGUGACAAAGGAGAAAUGGCCCAAGCGCUCGGUGAUCGUGUCGGGGAGCAGAGACCACUCGAUGCAUGUUUGGGCGCUCCCGCAGCCGAAUGACGAGGAGUACAAGUCCAUUGUGCCUGAGUAUGAAGAUGAGGAAGAUGACGUUACAGGGAACCCUUACCACCUGUUGCAUCUGACGGGACACGAGAACGCUGUUCGGGCGCUCGCCGCACAAGGACGUGUUGUGGUUUCGGGAAGCUAUGACAACACGGUUCGAGUAUGGGACAUCGUGACGGGAGAGUGCAAAUGGAUGCUCACCGGCCACAAGAAAAAGGUGUACAGCGUCGCACUUGACCUCGCGCGACGUCAGGCUUACUCAGGCUCAAUGGAUGACACCGUCCGCAUCUGGGACAUUCAAAACGGCCAAUGCAAGCACACCCUCACCGGCCACACGUCUCUCGUCGGCCUCCUGGGCUUGUCGUCCAGUCACCUCGUCUCGGCAUCUGCAGACGCCAACAUCUGUAUCUGGGACCCAGAUACGGGCGAGCUCAGACACAAGCUCACAGGGCUCCUGAGCGCAGUCACCUGUUUCCAGCACGAUGACUCCAAGGUUCUCAGCGGAUCAGACGGCGUGCUCAGGAUGUGGAGUGUCCGUGACGGAACGGCCGUGCGGGACUUACUGACGGGUCAGAUGGGUGUCUGGCAAGUUGCGUUUAAUGGGCGAUGGUGUGUCGCCGCCUCUAGCCGCAAUGACCAAACAAUGCUGCAUAUAUGGGACUUUGGGGUGGAUGGAGACGAGAUGCACGGUGAAGAGACGGAGGAUGGCAACGACGAUGCGAAGUGACAAGGGGCAGCUGGCCGCCGACGUCGAGAAACUAGGUACUCAUGUUUAUUUAUGCUAUUCAGUUUCGCUCGAUUUCCUGGAAAUUCUUGCAUACCAUAGGCUAUAAGCUUGUAAACUAUAGGUCCCAAGUUAGCAUGAGGAAUGAUACUCGCAUCUGUUUCAAACGUGCAAACGAC